AUGACGUUCCGGUGCUCGAUCUGCCGGCGUUCGAAGAAAAAGGGGGUCCCCUACAUCCAGCUGACGAUGGAAACGGCGCGAUACGAGCGGAUCAUCGCCGCGCUGAAGGCUCGCGGGCUGCCAAUACCGAGGCUACCGGAAAAGGGAUGGGCCAAAAUUUGCCGCGAACACCUGCCCGAGUACCUGGAUAAUAUAAAAGCAAUGACCUCAUCCGUCUCCCCGCCUUCCGGUGAAAAAAUUGCGGUGCCGAUAAAGAAAAAAUCUCGAGAUGAGCUCCUCUGUGAGCUAUUCGACUCUUUACCACCGAGAGGCCGACUUGCGCUUGUCCAGAUGCUCGUCCGGCUCCGGGAACCGCUACCGGCCCGGCUUCGAAAAGAGAAGAUUUUGGUCAGCAGAAAUGCACCGGCCUGUGAUCCCGUUGUGUUGACGCUUGACAUGCUGAUGCAGCCGGAAAAUAUUGCUAAAGCCAAACAAUUCUCCGGUACGCUCGUCAGCUCCCCUGAAGAUGUUUUGCGGCCAGUAAAAGCAAAACCGCCUCCGGAACCUGUGAUAGCCCCGCUGUCGCCGAAGGAUGAACCCCCGCCACCCGUACUUCAGCCUCAAGCCCGAUUGAAACGGAAACACUCGCCUGAGCCUGCCCCUAGCCCUUCAAAUGGCCCACUGAAAACCAGCGGGUUCACUUUUCGAAAGAUGACGGCCGCCACGUUAGCUUCUACGCCAAGCGGCGGUUUCGGCUCCCCAUCCAUUCCACGGCUCAACAUUCCGCGCAUUAGCGAUACGCAAAAUGUGCCGGUGCACUUGACGAAGAAGGGUGGAUUGAGGCCCGAUCAUGGGGACGUCAAGCCAAAUCUAUCCGCGCUGAUGAAAGGCACGACAACGUCACCCGGGACUGUCAAAAUACCUAAUUUGAUUCGCUCCCAAAUGUGCUGCCAGAAACGCGCGUGUCUGAUCGGCGCCGAGAAAUGUGCUGUGAAGCGGCAACGUGAACACGAGAUCGAUUCGAAGCUGGUUCCCUCGGCAGCGGCUGAUGAAGCGUUGGCACUAUGGGGAAAGAUCAGAGACGAGUACCCGGAUGAUGGCGACGAGCAGGUGGACAACAGGCGCCCAGACUCCCUGUUGCACCUGAUGAACAUCGUCAACAAGCGCAAAAACAUGAUGAAGGCAAAUAUGGGCUACGGCAGACCGUCGACAACGCAUUAUAAUGGCAGCAAUCGAGCGACUACUGCUAGCCAAAUGGUCGUCAGAAAACAGCCCUCGAUGAACCACGUCUCGCCUCGACUUUUCGACCCUCAACCUGGGCCAUCUGGGCACGACGGCGUUUUGGACCCGAGCGCGGCUAUGGCGAUUGCCGAGAGCGGACGAUGCGAGGGGUGCCAUUUGACGCUUCCAUCCGACAUUUUUGUGAUGCAUCUGACGCUUCUGGAGCAGGGGCUCGAGUGUCCCGAGGUGCGCAAAAAUGAUGCCGAAGUCAACUGCCCGUUUCCAAAGUGCCCUGCGAAAGGAUUCGCUUCGAUGGAAAACUACUGCACGCAUCUGAAGGUGAACCACCAACGAAUGACGGCGGUGGACGAAGAGGUGUACGGAGAUGAAGCGGAAUGCCAGGAUGCGAUCGACGCACUGCGCAGUGUCGGCGAUUUCGACUCGGAUGCCGGAAUCGGGGAUUCGAUAGCGUAUCGAUGUCGGUACACUCAUGAUGCUGACGAUAGUGAUCACGAAUUCGACGACUGCGAGGUGGAGCACCCAAAGGUGCGCAUCGCCUGCUCGGCCUUCUACCUCAGCCAGGUCAAGUAUGACGAACAUGAUCACCCGAACUACCACCUACGAUACUGCGGCAACCAUAUCCAUGGAAAGAUGCGUGUCAUUCGGCCGUUGCGGCAGAGAAUUCGGCAGCUGGCCCGCUUCAUGCCGAUCCCCGUUAUACAGAAAAUCGUUUCAGCCGAAGCGCCAGACUACGCGGGCACCGGCGGGCUACUGGACAAGAUCCGAAAUCUCUCGCCUCCGGAAAUUGCGAUGAUUAUUCAAAGUGGAUAUUGCUCCGCGCCCGAUUUCGACCCCAACGGCUAUCGGCUCCCGAAGCUCGGCCUUUUCGAGGCGCUGCUUCUGCCCGAGGGUUUCUCGCCGCAAACCGUUCGCGAGGAGUGCGACGCGUGGUCGCGCUCGAAAAACGUGAAGAUUCUACCGAUAUGCCCGGCCGAGCGAAAGCGCGAGGCGCAGAAAGCACAAGCACAACCCUCUGAUGAAGCCACCCCACGCCAAGUGCAUCCCGUCCUUCGCGGCGAAUCAUCACGGCAAGAGGAGAAGGCGAAGAAGGCGCUGAAUUGCAUACGGAUAAUGGCCAAGAAUAUGUCGGAAAGCAUGCUGCUCGAGAUGCCCGACGAUGAGAUGAUCACGUUUGCAAAAACGAUCGAAGUCUGCUACGCGAUCACGAAAUCGGUGGAAGGCGGGCCGCAGAAGAAGCCUUUAGACAAGCGCCGCAGCGUGCCGUGCGUCGACGUGAACAUGCUGGCAGAGCCGUUCUCCGAUUUUGAGGACGACAAUGAGAUGCAACCCGGGCCCUCCUCCGGGUUUCCCGAUUAUGAU
Messenger RNA from Mesorhabditis spiculigera, 2580 nucleotides. The record is from the annotation of a GenBank genome assembly. NCBI's taxonomy places the organism in Eukaryota, Metazoa, Nematoda, Chromadorea, Rhabditida, Rhabditidae.